This is a messenger RNA of Osmerus eperlanus (European smelt), 3649 nucleotides long. It is a transcript of the gene nadka, whose product is annotated as NAD kinase a. Gene Ontology annotation, molecular function: NAD+ kinase activity. The record is from RefSeq and is a predicted model, not a curated record. Bases 337 to 1665 code for a protein of 442 amino acids. Lineage: Eukaryota; Metazoa; Chordata; Actinopteri; Osmeriformes; Osmeridae. The transcript is spliced from 12 exons. Gene Ontology annotation, biological process: NADP+ biosynthetic process; NAD+ metabolic process.
GUGACGUCAGGUUUCCGUUGGGCGGAAUCCAGGUUGACAUUUUACAAAAUAUAAAAUGUAUGAUUGUUUCCAAUUCCCUUGCGAUAUUUGGAUAUCAUUUUACAUUGGAGUCUUUCAACAUCAUCGCCUAUUUUAUUGGUGGAGGGCCAAGUGAACCAUUUUAUUUUCUUGGUAAACUUCUGGAAUCGUUGUUAGCCAGACAGCUCUAGAGGGGCACACUGUUACUGGCAAACACGACUGAUACAGUAGGGAGUAUACAGUACUCCAGCAAUUCAGAUGGAUAUGCUCUGAUCAAGUUUUUACCUCCCAGUUCUUCGUGGUGCUUUGUGAAGUCUUAUGUAUAAGCCAGUUGGGGAGAUGGAAACUGGGGAGAUGGAAACUGUGGAGGACGUUGGAGUGGAGGCUGUCCCAUACUGCUGUUCUACCUGCGACGGUGGGGGUCCCAACCACAGUCUUGCCAUCCGUACCAGGAAGACCCGCAGUCUGAGCACCUCCGCAGCCACUAGCGCCUCAGAAUACAGACGAAAUCAGUCUCUCCAUGGACCAAGCCCGGUGACUACAUUUGGACCGAAAGCAUGUAUGUUACAGAAUCCACACGCAGUAAUGCACAUACAAGACCCAGCCAGUCAAAAACUGACGUGGAACAAGCCUCCCAAAAGUGUCCUUGUCAUCAAGAAGAUCCGUGAUGCCAGUCUGUUGCAGCCUUUCAAAGAGCUCUGUGUGUUUCUCACUGAGCUAAAAAGCAUGAUUGUUUACGUGGAGAGCAAAGUUCUGGAGGACCCCGCCAUCGCGGACGAUGAGAGCUUUGGGGCCAUUAUCAAGAAGUUCUGCACUUUUAGAGAAGAUCUCGAUGACAUCUCCAAUCGAGUGGACUUUAUCAUCUGUCUCGGUGGAGAUGGAACCUUACUUUAUGCAUCUUCUCUUUUUCAGGAGAGUGUUCCACCAGUUAUGGCCUUUCACCUGGGCUCUCUGGGCUUCCUCACGCCUUUCAACUUCGACACCUACCAGUCUCAGGUCACCCAAAUCAUCGAGGGUAACGCUGCCAUCAUCCUGCGCAGUCGUCUGAGAGUGAGGGUGACGAAGGAGAGCAGAGAGAAGAAGGCCAGGGAGGAGGAGAAGGGCCUCAUCAUGACCAACGGAGACAACGAAGGCAGCCGCAAAGCCAUGCAGUAUCAGGUUCUAAAUGAAGUGGUGGUGGACAGGGGACCAUCCUCCUACCUCUCCAACGUUGACCUUUUCCUGGACGGACACCUCAUCACCACAGUACAAGGAGAUGGUGUGAUAGUGUCCACUCCCACGGGUAGCACGGCGUAUGCUGUGGCGGCUGGAGCCUCCAUGAUCCAUCCAAACGUUCCUGCCAUCAUGAUCACGCCUAUCUGCCCUCACUCUCUCUCUUUCAGACCGAUAGUGGUACCAGCAGGAGUGGAGCUCAAGAUCAUGCUGUCCAGAGAUGCUAGAAACACAGCCUGGGUGUCCUUUGAUGGACGAAAAAGACAAGAGAUCUGCCAUGGAGACAGCAUUACCAUCACUACGUCCUGCUUCCCUGUUCCUUCCAUCUGUUUUCGGGACCCAGUAAAUGACUGGUUUGAGAGCCUGGCCCAAUGUCUACACUGGAACGUGAGGAAGAAGCAGAAUUACCUCAGCUCAGAAGAGGAUGAGUUCUGAGGCUGACUCGACUGAUGCAAUUUACAAACUAUAUUGCUAUAUUGACUUUAUCAGUCCAACAUCGUCACUCGAUCACUCUUAUUGAUCCACGAUCAGACAAAACUGUUAAGCAUUUUUUUGUCUUUAAUUAAUCAAGUCACGCUGUUUGAUUAUUGAGUAACUCCCAAACUCAAACUGCUUCUCAGAUGAGUCAAGGCACAAUAUUUGAUAAUACCCCAAAUAAUGAUAAAAAUAAGUAGUAUAUUAAUAGUUGAUGAUCUAAGGUGAAGACCAUGAGAUGAACUCUUGACAGAAAUGAUUACUGUUGAUCGUGGUCUAUAAAAACUUUGCAUCUAGUAUUUGGACCUCAAUGGUUAGUAGAUAAAAACCUCUGUUCCCCUUGAACUAUUAAAGCUGUGGGGGUUCCAAAACUUUGCUUAACAUGUUAUAUAUUUACAGCCGUGGCUUACCAUUGCUAUAAUCAUCGCCACGUUCAUGAAAACAAACAUUCUUAAAGGAGUUCAAUUCAUGUUUAUUUUAUUUUUUUGCAAUUUAUAUUUUUGUCCAUAAACUCUCAUAACAAUGUGAGGCAUGAGUACUUCAGGGAUAAUGGCAACAACUCAGCAAUAAGGAGCUAAGUGUAAAUAUUGUGCCUUAAACACCUAAUUAUUGUAUGGAAACCUAAUAUUUUAACCUUGACGUAUUUUCUUAAUCACAUCAAUGUCUUACUGCAGGUGUGUGAUGUCAGUAUCCUCAGUAAAACUCAUUGUAGUCUCUGCAGUGCUUGCAAGCCAAUUGAGAGGCUUGUGUUUUAACGUUGCAUCAGCAACCUGUCAAACCAGUAUGUGAUGUUAAAAACUGCAAGAAUGGAGAAUGUCAGACCUAUAACUUAUUCCAGGGUACAUGAUAUGUCUUCAUUGCCUAUCUUAUAAAGCCAUAGCUGAACGACAUCUUAGUUUCACAGUGCAUGAUGAGGGCAUAAUACAAGUCAGAUAAAUCCAGUGAAGACCUAACCAUUUCCAUUGUCAAGUUAAGGUGAAUGUACAUUUUCUCACACCUGUAGUUAGGUGUCAGAUUGGUAUUGGAGUAUGAGGAUAUGUAAUGUGGGGCUUUUGUUCAGUGCAUGCUGACAUCACCUCCCCAUCUGUUACUUUCUGACUGUGGUAGUAAGGUUUUCCCUCUUGGUUUUUCUUUGUCAAGGAAAAACAAAACUGUAAUUUGGUUACAAUAUAAAUCAGCAGGAAGUUUUUAAUAUUUUAAAAUUAGAUGAUCACCUAGACUUGGUUAACUAUGAAUUGUCAAAAAACAGGCAAGUGAUGUUUCUAAAACAACAUUUGUGAAUACUAGCAUACCGCACUCAUCAGAGGACCAGCUAAUUCACUUUUGAAAUCCUUCAUUCCGUUUUGAAAUCAUCCAUUCCAUUCAUUCAUUCUAAUACGUAUAGUGCUUAAUGAAAAUGUAUUAAUAUAUAGCCUAUAUGUUUAUUUACCAGUUUAUAAUAUCAUUGAUGAUAUAAAAGCCUAUUUGAUACUUAUUGUAUGAUAUGUAUAUUACGGUCUUCAAAAUGAGUUUUUACAAAGUUUUACAUUUUCUCAAGCUUGAAAAAGAAAUCCUCUUACAAUGGAAUUUAUUGCUGAAUCUUUCUGCUUGCUACUGUUAGCUAACAUUCUUUGUACUUAAGGCAUAGCUACCAUAAUUUGUCAUUUUAUGACUGUUUCAAAGCAUUUGUCUUUAUAUGUGAUAUACUUCCCUUCUCAAACAGGAAGUGUAUCUCACCCUGUCCUCCAGACUUGUAGCAGUCAUGGAGUUUGCCUUAUAAACCUGCCUAAAGAUAAAGGAGGAGUUUGUUGUGACACUGAAAUAACAGAUUGUAAAUUAACCCAGGGUGUGGUAGAUUUUCAUUUAAUAACUUUGUCAUUUCAGUUUUGAGGGCCUAUAAUUUUUAUGGUAAUAUUGUAAAUUGUUUCUGAAAUGAAUUCUGCUAUUUUUCCAGAGCACUUUAAUA